Molecule: messenger RNA, 2505 nt
Organism: Thunnus maccoyii (southern bluefin tuna)
Lineage: Eukaryota; Metazoa; Chordata; Actinopteri; Scombriformes; Scombridae
Product: tripartite motif-containing protein 16-like
Exons: 2
Coding region: 697-2445 (582 amino acids)
Molecular function (GO): protein binding; zinc ion binding
Source: RefSeq, a predicted model, not a curated record
GAAAUCUGAAAACUGAAGCAGGACACAAGAGGGCGCCGUCACAUCCUGAUGAGCAGGGAUGCAGUGGAGGUUAAAGCUCCUCCACUCAGUACAGAGACGAUUAAUGAUAAAAAUACCUGGAGGAAUAAAUCAUUGUGUUAAACUGUUGGUUUAUGAUUUUCACUGACUGGAUGUUUAAAUAUAGUUUUCCCUCCUAUAAUAUAACUGAGGCAUCAAUACACUAUUUAUGACAAUAAACUCAUUUAGUUUUAAUAAAGCUCAAAGCUUGACAAAGCUUAAAUACUUUAUUGGUAUGAUGAGAAAGAAAAGCUGUGUGUGGUUUGAUAAUUACUUAUCAUAAGUCAAAUGUUUAAUAAAAAAAAAUAAAUACAGAUUGAUUUGGAAAUUAUGAGAAAUAUGGAGCAAUUACCAAUCUCAUCUCAUGCUAACAAGUAUUUUACACCGGAAAACACAAAUGGGGAACAGAUUUUAAGAGAGAUUUCAUCAUAAAUGAGGGAACACUGUUUAACAUCACAGUAUUUCUACUCCUGCUAGAAUGAAUCAGCACUUGAUAACUCCUCCUUCUUCUUCCUGCUCUCAAACACGACAAGCUCCAGUCUGUCCACAGAUUUCCUUGUUCCCUCCCCUUAAGAUCUACAGUUUGAAGAUGGGUGUUACCGACGUGUGAUGUAAUACAAGAGCUGUCAGCUGUAUUACAUGCAGAGACAUGCUGCUCAAACUUGUUCAAUUUCUAAGGAAGUGAAAGUCAGACAGUCGUUGCCACUGAGAGCCGAAAUGUCGCAGCAAGGAGAUCAGCUGGACCGAAAAACCUUCUCUUGUUCGGUCUGUUUGGAUCUACUGAAGGAUCCGGUGACUAUUCCCUGUGGACACAGCUACUGCAUGAGCUGUAUUAAAACACACUGGGAUGGAGAGGAUCAGAGGAAGAUGUACAGCUGCCCUCAGUGCAGACAGACCUUCACACCGAGGCCUGUUCUGGUGAAAAGCACCAUGUUGGCAGAUAUAGUGGAGCAGCUGAAGAAGACUGGACUCCAAGCUGCUCCUGCUGAUCACUGCUAUGCUGGACCUGAAGAUGUGGCCUGUGAUGUCUGCACUGGGAGGAAGAUGAAAGCCCUCAAGUCCUGUCUGGUGUGUCUGAUCUCUUACUGUGAGAAACACCUCCAACCUCACUAUGAAUUGCCUGCUUUCGAAAAACACAAGCUGGUCAACCCCUCCAAGAAGCUCCAGGAGAACAUCUGCUCUCGUCAUGAUGAGGUGAUGAAGAUGUUCUGUCGUACUGAUCAGCAGAGUAUCUGUUAUCUCUGCCCUGUGGAUGAACAUAAAGGCCACGACACAGUCUCAGCCGCAGUAGAAAGGACUGAGAGGCAGAGAGAGCUCGAGGUGAGUCGACAAAACAUCCAGCAGAGAAUCCAGGACAGAGAGAAAGAUGUGAAGCUGCUUCAACAGGAGGUGGAGGCCGUCAGUCGCUCUGCUGAUAAAGCAGUGGAGGACAGUGAGAAGAUCUUCACUGAGCUGAUUCGUCUCAUCCAGAAAAGAAGCUCUGAUGUGAAGCAGCAGAUCAGAUCCCAGCAGGAAACUGAAGUGAGUCGAGUCAAAGAGCUUCAGGAGAAGCUGGAGCAGGAGAUCACUGAGCUGAAGAGGAAAGAUGCUGAACUGAAGCAGCUCUCACACACAGAGGAUCACAACCAGUUUCUACACAACUACCCCUCACUGUCACAACUCAGUGAACCUACAGACUCAUCCAGCAUCAAUAUCCGUCCUCUGAGAUACUUUGAGGAUGUGACAGCAGCAGUGUCAGAGGUCAUGGAUCUACUACAGGACAUGCUGAGGGAGAAAUGGAUGAAUAUCUCACUGACAGUGAGUAAUGUGGAUGGUUUACUGUCACAACCAGAACCAAAGACCAGAGCUGGAUUCUUAAAACAUUUCAGAGACAUCACACUGGAUCCAAACACUGCAAACGUACAUCUGUUAUUAUCUGAGGGAAACAGAAAAGUAGAAGCAGCUAAAAACCAGGGUUAUCCUUAUCAUGUAGACAGAUUCAAUUUUUGGUAUCAGGUCCUGAGUAGAGAGAGUCUGACUGGACGUUGUUACUGGGAGGUGGAGUGGAGCGGGAGAGCAGUUUAUGUAGCAGUCGCAUACAAGAAUAUCAGCAGAGCAGGAGGCUCGAAGGAAUGUGGAUUUGGAUUCAAUGACAAAUCUUGGGCUUUAUAUUCUGACAAUAAAAGUUAUGGAUUUUGGUUCGAAGGUAUCAAAACUCCCGUCUCAGGUCCUGGUUCCUCCAGAGUAGGAGUGUAUCUGGAUCACAGAGCAGGUAUUCUGUCCUUCUACAGCGUCUCUGAAACCAUGACUCUCCUCCACAGAGUCCAGACCACAUUCACUCAGCCUCUCUAUGCUGGACUUUGUCCUGUUUAUCAUGGAACCACAGCUGAGUUCUGUAAACUCAAAUAGACAGAAGUCAUUUCAGACUUCAUGUGUCAAAUUCUUUGUUGUAAUUCUUCAUGUUUUUGU